AUGAAGGGGCAGCAGGAGGAAUAUGGCGAGAUGGUCGAGAUCGACGUCCUUCCGCGCCCGCCGCAACAUUACUACCAAUAUGACCAGCCCAACAGCCCUCAUCAUAACCCGUAUCAGCAUCCCGACAGCGAUACCAGCUCCAGCUAUAGGAGAAGAAGUCCCCAGGAGCUCAUGUCGCCCUCCAGGCCUCACCGGGUGCCCUCAGACGACUACGGCUCCCCGGGAUGGCCCUCGCCCGUGGCCUCACGGCCCAAUUCGCAGCUGUACCUAGGCGAGUAUGGCUACGACUCCCGCCCGAGCACGCCGCCCCAGCUGAGGAGCCCCCGGCCCGGGGCGCCGUUCAUGCACACCAACUCGUCGUCGUUCGACUCGAGGCCAAACUUUGAUUCGAGGCCGCAGACGCCAAUGAACCAGAGCCAUCUCAGCUUGGCGGGGCUCCUUCCCAAUGGGCCGGCGCCGAUGCUGGACAAGGAUUGGGUCAAGCCCGGCACCAUUGCCAGGUUACACGACCGCGACGAUGCCGACAUCUGGAAGGGCUGGAGGCGGAACUUCUUCAAAUUCACCCCCUUCCUGACCUUCUUCAACAUGGCGCUGUACCUCCUGUACCUCGGGCUCCGUAUCUUUUGCGUUAUCUCGGCGCAAGCAACGUACGGCACCACGUAUGCCGCCGCUUGGAUCUUCAUCGCCGUGGAGAUCGCCGUGGCCAUCCCCUCGAUGAUGCACAACUUCUGGACCAUGUGGGCGCUCAAGAAGAGGAGGAGAGCCAAGCUUCGCCUGACCGGUUAUGACGUGCCCACCGUCGACGUCUUCAUCACCUGCUGCGGCGAGGACGACGACGUUAUCCUCGACACCGUCCGCGCCGCCUGUGACAUUGACUACCCGCGCGAUCGGUUCCGCGUCCUGCUUCUCGACGAUGCCAAGUCCAAGUCUCUGGAGGAGGCCGUCAACAACCUCUCGGUAUCCAUGUACCACAACCUGUACUACCUCGCACGCACCAAGAUCCCCGGCCAGCCCCACCAUUUCAAGGCCGGCAACCUCAACUAUGGUCUGGAGCAGACGCAUCUUCUCCCGGGUGGAGCCGGCCAGUACAUGGCCGCUCUGGAUGCUGACAUGAUUCCCGAGAAGGACUGGCUCCGUGCCGUUCUCCCCCAUCUCAUGGCCGACCCCAAAAUGGCGCUCGCCUGCCCUCCCCAGCUCUUCUACAACACCCCGCCGUCCGAUCCCCUGGCCCAGAGUCUGGACUUCUUUGUCCACGUCAUUGAGCCCAUCAAGGAUGCUCUCGGAGUCGCUUGGUGCACUGGUUCCGGAUACGUCGUCCGCCGUGAGGCCCUCGACGAGAUAGGCAACUUCCCACUCGGUUCUCUGGCUGAGGAUGUCGCGACCUCGACCAUGAUGCUUGGCAAGGGCUGGAAGACGGCCUACAUCCACGAGCCCCUCCAGUUCGGCACCGUUCCUGACGACUACGCCAGCCACUUGAAGCAGCGCACCCGCUGGGCCAUCGGCACCGUCGACACGGCCUUCAAGCUCAACUUCUGCCUGUGGGGCGACAAGGUCCGCCAGAUGACUUUCGCGCAGCGCUUCUCGGGUUUCCUGUACGCGUCGCUCAGUCUGUACACCCUGCUCCUGACCAUCUCCCUGUUCGCCAUCCCCAUCAUCCUGGUCAUGGGCAAGCCCCUCGUCGCCUACGCCAACGACGACCAGCUCCGCUGGCUCAUCUGGGCCUGCUUCGCCGCCACGAUGGCCAACCGCCUGUGCGAGUUCGCCCUCUUCAUCCCCGCUGGCUACCACACCGGCCAGCGCGGCUCCCGCUACCAGCUCUGGAUGUCUCCCUACAUCGCCCUCUGCAUCGUGCGCGCCUUCAUCCUGCCCAAGUGGCUCGGCGGCCAGGCCCAGGCCUUCAAGCCCACGGGCUCGCUCGACUCGAAGCUUAACGAGCGCGACGCCGUGCGCCGCAAGAACAUGCUGCGUCGCCUCUGGGCCAUCCUCGUCAACUGCAUGGCCAGCUUCCACCUGGCCUUUGUCUACCUGACGCUCGUGGCCGUCGUCAUCACGUCGUACCGCUGCUUCUUCACGCAGACGGGCGCCCGCAACAUCAUCACGUGCCUCCUCACGCACGCCUUCUGGCCGCCGCUGACCUUCCUGUUCAUCGUCAGCUCGCUCUGGACGCCCAUCUCGUACGCCAUCGACCCGCCCGACGUGCCCGAGCGCGAGCAGCUGCUGGACCGCGACUCCAAGACGCACGUGGCGCACCCGACGCGCAAGAGCAAGAAGAUUGCCUUUGCGGGCCAGGCGGCGUGGUUCGAGUUUGAGUACACGUUUGCGACGGCGUAUACGAUCCUGAUCUUUGUCGUUUCCUUUAUCUUUUAG
Messenger RNA from Thyridium curvatum, 2367 nucleotides. RefSeq lists its product as uncharacterized. Lineage: Eukaryota; Fungi; Ascomycota; Sordariomycetes; Thyridiales; Thyridiaceae. The transcript has 3 exons. The coding region runs from base 1 to 2367 and encodes 788 amino acids. The record is from RefSeq and is a predicted model, not a curated record.